UUGUACAAUAAAAUAUAUUAUCCAGAGCCGUGAUGAGAUAGUGACUCUUAUCUACAAUCUUUACUGUUACUCCGAUCUUAGCACCCAAUAACAUAUAAUUCAAUUCCUAUGUCUAUAUAUUUAUUGGAAACUUAUUCGUUAUAAAUGGAAAACGAGCAAGUAGAGGUGAGAGACAUGGCGACACGAAAGGUUCGUUUGCAAAUCCGAAAAUACAUGCUUGUAUUUUUUGCUUUGAUCAUGAUUUUCAUAUGGAUGAAUCAUAGCUCAAAAACGGAUUCUUCAAGGAAACCGGAGAACGAUACCCCAUUGCAAUUGCCAUUAGAAGUGGUUCAAUCAACUCCAAAUAUCGAUCGAGCGAAACGUCUCUAUGAAUUGGCCAACCAACACAAGAUAUUGAAAAAUGUUAAAAAUAAUGUGGGGACGGAACAAAUGGCAGCCACUACGGGAAUGUCCUAUGAUGAUAAAAAAGGUACCUUUGACGAAAUAGUGGAUGUAAAAAAAAAACACAGAAUACACACGGUCAAACCGGCCAGGUAUUUUGUUAAUAGUCACAAAUGUAAAAUGCCCUAUGCGGAUCCCUUCUCACACGAUGCCCUUGAAAUUUAUAGUCCAUCGACACUGAAGAGUUGCACCAAUGAAUCUGAUCUUUUUUUACUUGACUAUAGCAUGGAAAGUCAGCAAUACAUAUUGCAUAUAAACCAUGAAGUCUUUCGAAAAUUGGCUCCCAAAGUCAAGGAUAUUGAAUGUAAUUAUCGUGAGAUAGUCAGAGGCAACGAUACCAAACCCGAUUCCAACAUCAAUUUCAAGGAACCCAUUGGUUUCUAUCACUCCGUAGUCCUGGAUCGAAGUAUUAACGGAAUAAUUGCUGAAUGUCGUGAUGCUAAAGAUGCCUCGCGAAUUAUACAACAAGAUGCAUUUUCCUUGAUUCAUGUGAAAAAUAAUUCCAUCCCUAAAGUCACAAGUCAGAGACAACCUAGUGUCAUUUUGCUUGGAUUGGAUAGUAUGUCACGGAUGAAUUUCCAUCGCACCAUGCCGGAGACUGCAAACUGGCUACGCCAAAGAGAUUGGCUCGAAAUGGAAGGCUAUAACAAAGUUGGCGACAAUACGAUGUCCAAUCUUUUGCCCACUCUUACGGGGCACAGUCAGGAAGAAGUUGAGAAAAUAUGUGAUAUACGGGAAAAAGGUUGUUUUGAUAGUUUACCAUGGAUAUGGAAUGAUUAUAAGAAGGCUGGUUAUAGAACAGCAUAUGCCGAAGAUAUUGUCGAGGAGGCUGUCUUUAAUUUAAACAUGCCAGGAUUUAUCAGUGAGCCAGUGGAUCACUAUUUGCGUCCCUUUAUGUUGGGUAUAAGCGAGGCCAUGAAAUCUUAUAAAAGAUUUGGCUAUAAAUAUUGCAUAGGUCGUCGCUUGAGUAUCGGCUAUGUCUAUGACUUUUGUCGGCAGUUCACCGAACGAUAUGUUGAGAAAUCGGAUCAACCAGUAUUUGGCUUAUUUUGGAGCAGUACAUUCACCCAUGAUUUUUACUUCGGGGCCUCCAGUUUGGAUAUGAAAAUGCUUGAAUAUCUGAAGACUUUAGAGAGCCAUCAGUUGUUUGAGAAGGCCAUUGUGAUACUCUUCAGUGAUCAUGGAGCUAGAUUUGGAGACUUAAUGGAGCUGCCAGAUAGCUUUUUAGAAGAACGUUUGCCCAUGUUACAUAUCUAUUUGCCAUCCUGGUUUCGUAGCGCUCAUCCGAAAUUUUGGAAAGCCUUGCACAUGAAUCGAAAUCGCCUGAGCUCCAAUUACGAUCUCUACAACACUCUACGUCACAUCCUUCAGCUGGACGCCACCGACCAUGAUGACUUGUCUCCGCUGGACACUUGCCGCACUAGCCGUUCUCUUCUCCAUCCACUGCCGAGAGAUCGCAGUUGUGGUGAGUCCUGUAUCGAGGAACAUUGGUGCACCUGCAAUGAGUAUAUCAUCCAGUCUGUGGACAGUCAUAUGUAUCAAAUGGCCAAAAGACUGCUCUUUCGCAUCAACUACUGGAUGGCCAAAAAUCACUUUAAUCUGAAAUGCCAGCGCCUGCAAUUAGCCGAUAUCGAUCAUGUGGAACGUAAAGUUCUAUUCGAAGACAUGGGCAAAGAGUCCAUGUAUGGAGGCAUCUCUAUUUAUCGCAUGCGUUUCCAUACCUAUCCUCCGGACGGUAAGUUCCAGGCCACUUUACGCUUUAAUCGCGAUGUCCAGGACUUUGAUCAUCUAGAUGUGACUCAGAUCAGCCGUUUGAAUGCCUAUGACAAUAGUUCCCUCUGUGUGUCUGAUAAGAUGGCCAAAAAGUUUUGCUUUUGCUAUCCUCCUAAAAUGGAAAAUGAAAUGCUGAAAUGGAGAGAUCUCAAAAUAUUAAAAAACAAACGAACAACUGUAAUUGAUUAG
Messenger RNA from Drosophila willistoni, 2403 nucleotides. RefSeq lists its product as uncharacterized. The transcript has 2 exons. The record is from RefSeq and is a predicted model, not a curated record. Bases 145 to 2403 code for a protein of 752 amino acids. NCBI's taxonomy places the organism in Eukaryota, Metazoa, Arthropoda, Insecta, Diptera, Drosophilidae.